Molecule: messenger RNA, 2876 nt
Organism: Tachyglossus aculeatus (Australian echidna)
Lineage: Eukaryota; Metazoa; Chordata; Mammalia; Monotremata; Tachyglossidae
Gene: ASB1
Product: ankyrin repeat and SOCS box containing 1
Exons: 5
Coding region: 1-1128 (375 amino acids)
Biological process (GO): intracellular signal transduction; protein ubiquitination
Cellular component (GO): ubiquitin ligase complex
Molecular function (GO): protein binding
Source: RefSeq, a predicted model, not a curated record
AUGGCGGAAGGCAGGUGCGGGAGCGGCGGUCCGGGCGCUGGUCCGGGCGGCGGUCCGGGCGCCGGUCCCGCGGGCUCGGGGCCCUCGGGCGGGGGUGCGGGCGGGGCCCCCGGGCCCGGGUCCCGGCGGGCCGCCCCGUCCGGCGCCUCCAGCGGCAGUGCAGGUCGGAACCUGAAGGAGUGGCUGAGAGAGCAGUUCUGUGACCACCCCAUCGAACACUGUGAGGACACAAGGCUGCAUGAUGCCGCCUACGUGGGAGACCUGCAGACCAUCAGGAGUCUGCUGCAGGAGGAAAGCUUCCAAAGCCGCAUCAACGAGAAGUCGGUGUGGUGCUGCGGCUGGCUUCCCUGCACACCGCUGCGCAUCGCCGCCACGGCGGGCCACGGCCACUGCGUGGACUUCCUCAUCCAGAAAGGGGCUGAGAUCGACCUGGUGGACGUGAAGGGCCAGACCGCCCUGUACGUGGCCGUGGUCAACGGGCACCUGGAGUGCGCCCAGAUCCUCCUGGAGGCCGGUGCGGACCCCAAUGGCAGCCACCACCACCGCAGCACCCCCGUGUACCACGCCGCCCGCGUCGGGAGGGCCGACAUCCUCAAGGAACUCAUAAGGUACGGGGCCGACGUGGACGUGAACCACCACUUGGCUUCUCGAAUCCCCGCAGCUUCCUCUCGACGCCUCACUUCCCUGGUGGUCUGCCCGCUGUACAUCAGCGCAGCCUACCAUAACCUCCAGUGCUUCAGGCUCCUUCUCCAGGCCGGGGCCAAUCCCGACUUCAACUGUCACGGCUCCGUCGACAUCCAGGGCCUCUGCAGGGGCUCCCCCGUGUGUGUCAUGGAUGCCGUGCUGCGUCACGGCUGUGAGGCCGCGUUCGUCAGCCUCCUUGUUGACUUCGGUGCCGACCUGAACCUGGUGAAGUGGGAGUCCCUCAAUGCCGAGUCCGGGGGAAGGACAAAAGUGGACCCAGAAGCGCUACAGAUCUUCAAGGAAGCCAGGAGUGGCCCUAGGACCUUACUGAAUUUGUGUCGUGUGGCAGUGAGAAGAGCCCUGGGUAAAUACCGACUGCAUCUGAUGCCCUCUUUGCCUGUUCCAGACCCCAUCAAGCAGUUUUUACUGUAUGAGCAGAGCUAAAAUCAGCGGGUGAUUCCGGGGACGAAUUUCCGGACUCCGCGGGUGAUCUGAAGAAAGUUGGUGCCAAUUCCCCAACCCUGCGCUUUCAAGCCCUCUGCUUCUCAGAUAUCUCCCAGGAUUAAGCUCAGAGGGUAGUUGUUGAGAGACCUCCUUCAUUUUUGCCCGCUGCAACUUGUAACCCAGGUACUUUUGACAAUAUGGUAGAGUUUACAGUGAAUGCUUUAGCUGGUAAUCUUCCCCCUACUCACAGGUUCAUCCUUGGAGAAUCUAAAGCAGAGGCAGGGCUUGCUGGACUUUCUCCCUUUAUGGCCCUGCUUGUAUUUUUUUCCAAGCCAGGAAGUUGAGAGUGCCAUAUAAUGACAUAAUCAGAGUGGCCAGUAUGUGUGUGCAUUACACAUAUUUUAAUGUUGCCGAAUUCCUCCUCCCUCAGUGGGAUAAAUCAGCUUUCUCACUAGGUACCGGGUGUUCAUUUCCCAAUGGCUAUCUGGAUUUCAGGGUUGUUUUCCCUGAGACCCCAAGAUCCCGAGGACAGUAAAAUGCCCUUGCAGACACUGGUGGCUGCUCAGCAGCUGUCCAGCGGGGAAUCAUCAGGUAAUGCUGUUCCCCCGGUAUUCCUUAAAAACAAAACAGCUUUCAGAGAGAGGCAUGUUAGCUUUGGGUGCUGUCAGAUUAAUUAUGAAAUGAGUGAUGGCCUGCAUUCAGGCCAGGAACUAUAUUAAACAGCACUCACUGCCAUCGGGGAGAGGGAAGAGCAGGGAACAAGCACAUCAGCACCUAAUAAACCUGGGUGCACGUUGGCAUGGUUAUGCACGGGAGAGCUUGGACAUAACCUCGGCCCAAUUUGGCUCUUCUGUGACUCGUGGGUUGAAGUGUCUCCGUAUAGCUCAUUUCCUAGCUUCAGUGCUGGGCAGUGAAAGGCCGAGAGAGUAUUGUAGUGGCCCUCAGCAAAGCUAUUUAUUGGGAGGGAGUGUGCGUUAAUGGAAAAGCACUGAUCUAGGCACCAGGAUACUGGGCUUCCAGUCCUAUCGCUGACCUGCUGUGAGACCACCUAACUUUACCCGUGCCUCAGUUAUGCCAUUUUUCAAAUGGGGUUGAUAAUACCAUGGGGUUGAUAAUACCAGGCCCCAUUGCAAAGGGAGGUGAAAGAUUACAUAUAAUUAUUAAUUCUUUCAAUUGUUAUUUGAGUGCUUGCUGUGUGCAGAGCACUAUGCUAAAUGCUUUAAUGUACCAUAAUGUAUUCUAUUAAUGAGAAUGCACUUUGGAAAAAUAAGAUAUAUAGAUUCAAGGCAUCAUUAUUCUAUUUCUUACCAACUCUGGUGGCAAUUAAAAUGGUCAUGAGCUUAUCAGAUGAUAGGGAAAUAGGUAGACACUUUGGGGGAAAUCCUGUUCCUUACUUUGACAGGGACAAAGGAAAUCUUCAUUAAUCCACCGAGCUUGUGUUUUGACUUGCUUUGGAGACCAAUUAAGGCCUAUGGUCUUCAGCAUUUAGUGCCGUGCCAGCCCUAUAGGAAGAAGGCAUUCUUUAGGUACCUAGGAACUUGAUUUUCAAAACCAAAGGAUAGGCCUCGCCCAGUGGCCUUUUGCAAAGACUGAAUCUGGGUUCUAUGGUUGGAAAUCCGCUGUGAGCUUAAGCACCAUCCCCAGACGUGUGUGACCUCAGGCAAGUCAUUUAGCUUCUCUGUACAUCAGUUAUUUACCUCAACUGUAAAAUGGGGAUGAAGACUGCGAGCCCCAUGUCGGGGAGGGAC